CUAGCGCGCAGCGGUGACGUGUUCUUCCAGCGCCACGUCGUGAGUCGUCCAGGAGCCGUGGAAAACGCUUCCCACGGCGUCUUAGGUGCGGAGUGGACAGAGGGACCCACCGGAGCGGAAGCUUGGCGAGGAGGCGGCGGGGGACAGUAAGGUCCGCCCCGAGGACUGACUCCGCGACCACCAGGGUAACAGGGUUAUCUGGUUGGUGUUUUGUUCUGGGGUGAUUUCUGACAUAGCAAGAAUUAUGUCAUGGAUCAAAGAAGGAGAGCUGUCACUUUGGGAACGGUUCUGUGCCAAUAUCAUAAAGGCUGGCCCAGUGCCCAAACAUAUUGCUUUCAUAAUGGAUGGAAACCGUCGUUAUGCCAAGAAGUGCCAGGUGGAGCGGCAGGAGGGCCACUCACAGGGCUUCAACAAGCUUGCUGAGACGUUACGCUGGUGUUUGAACCUGGGCAUCCUAGAAGUGACUGUGUAUGCGUUCAGCAUUGAGAACUUCAAACGUUCCAAGAGUGAGGUUGACGGGCUGCUGGACCUAGCCCGACAGAAGUUCAGCUGCUUGAUGGAAGAACAGGAGAAGCUACAGAAGCAUGGGGUAUGUAUCCGUGUCUUAGGUGAUCUGCAUUUGUUGCCUUUGGACCUCCAGGAGAAGAUUGCACAUGCUGUCCAGGCUACUAAGAACUACAACAAGUGUUUCCUCAAUGUCUGCUUUGCAUACACAUCCCGUCAUGAGAUCACCAACGCCGUGAGAGAGAUGGCCUGGGGAGUAGAGCAAGGUCUGCUGGAACCCAGUGAUGUCUCCGAGUCCCUGCUUGAUAAGUGCCUGUAUAGCAACCACUCUCCUCAUCCCGACAUCUUGAUUCGGACCUCUGGAGAAGUUCGUUUGAGCGACUUCUUGCUCUGGCAGACCUCGCAUUCCUGCCUGGUGUUCCAGCCUGUUCUGUGGCCAGAGUACACAUUCUGGAACCUCUGUGAGGCCAUCCUGCAGUUUCAGAUGAACCAUGGUGCACUUCAGCAGAAGGCCCGGGACAUGUAUGCUGAGGAGCGGAAGAGACACCAGCUGGAGAGGGACCAGGCUGCAGUGACAGAGCAGCUGCUUCGAGAGGGGCUCCAGGCCAAUGCGGAUGCCCAACUCCGCCGGACACGCUUGCACAAACUCUCCGCCAAACGGGAAGAGCGAGUCCAAGGCUUCCUGCAGGCCUUGGAACUUAAACGGGCUGACUGGCUGGCACUUUUGGGCACUGCACCUGCCUAAGUGAGGCUGGCUACUGGCCACUUUGCCCUGCCCUCUGCCUUGUGGGCCCCAACUUCCUUUUCUUUUCUUGGUGAAAGGCACCUCCCUGGUUUUGAUGACUUGUGCUCCCCUUGCUUUGCAGGCAGUCCCAAAGCCAAGGCCUACUGCCUAUAGAUGGCCCCCUCUGGGAUUUGAGGGACAGUCUCCCAUGCUUCCAAGUCCAAGACCAGUCACCAGUAAUCUGGAGACCAGGGGACUCUAACUUACCAGCUGUGUUUCCUGCCCUAGCCUAUCCUUCAACAUGCAGAAGAGGCCUUCCCAAAACCUAGGGCUUUGCCCUGAGCCCCCACCAUGUUAACUUCACAAAAGAUUUGAGUCUACUGUAAAUAACUGAUAGGCAGCCAGCUUUGCAGAGUGGGAAGGGCAGGAAGAAAAUUUGCCCAUCUGCUGCUCCUCCCCUUGGCUCUCCACCUGGGAUUUGCUAUUGAAUCUCCACCCCCUCCCACCAGUACCCACUGCUCACUGAAAGGCUCAGCGCCCCCAAUGGCUCAUGGAAGCCAGGCGGGUGAUUACAAUCCAAUUACCUAUUGUUGACUCAGCCCACACAAGCUUUACUCCCCCUUGCAGGGCAUGGGGCCAGACUCCACUCCCCAAUGAGACCCAACCCCCUCCAUAGCUACAGGGUAGCAGAAGGGCCUGUAGAGGCCCUAAUCCAAUACAGGCCAACUUGUAACACAUCAGGACUGAACAGAACGAAGCACUUCCUGAUUGACUGUCUCCUUCCAUCACCAGCGCAAACUGAUUCCCACUCCCAAUCUUCAAGGCUCCUCACAGCUCUUUGACCUGACUCCCUAAGUAGAUCCGGAGACAAUUUACUCUCAUCAUGGCAGAACUUACUCCAGGCUCUCAGCCUGUGAGGGUCAACACUACCUUACAGGAAGAGACAAGAUCCUAUCCGUUCCUUGCCUCUCCAUAGGGCUGAGAAGAGAUUACUACCUUUGAAGAGAGGUCUCCAGAGCUAUUGUUUCAGGUGCCCCCAGAACAGUAAAUACUAGCCAGGAACACCGAUCAAAUGCCACUCUGGCUUUCUCAUUCUGUCUUGUGAACCCCUUACCCAGCACCUCCCUCCCAGAAAGAGGUGGGCUAUUAUAAGCCAUGCUAAAUGUGCUCCUUCCUAACUUUCUAUGCCUUGCCCCGACACCUCGUUUGUGCCUAGAUAUCUGUCACUGGUGACCUUUUGGCCAUCAUUCCAUCUCAGAAUCAAGGAUAAAAUCCUGACACUGCAACCAGAAGCCAAUCAAUGCACCCUUUGGCAAGGCCCCCUAUACACCUGGCACUUCCCGAAAUCAAUCCCUGGCACAGAGUUCCCCAAGAGCAGGUGCUGUACAUUUUCCAGCUUUACAAUGAGGCUGUUGACAGCUUUAAUUAGGGAGGCAUGAAUUAUGUGGCUAUAAUGCAGAGCCCUACAAUUAAGACGGGAAUGAGAGGCUGGAGGCAGCAAACGGAAUCUGCCCAGCAAGCAUGGCUGUUGAGUCCUGGCUGACUUUCUCUUACGAUUGGAGUACAGUACAGGUGAUUAAUGGAGAAGGUAUCUUCCAGCCUGGAGACCUGUAUUCUGGGAAAGGUGCAGGGGAGGGGGAGGUCUCGGGAGGCAGUGGGAGUGGAAGGAAGAGGCAGAACCAUUGCUGCCCAGAAGCAAAGGCUGAAAAUGCUUGAUUUGGAUGUUUGCUUUCUGCUAGUAUGGCUGGUGCAAACUAGCUUCAACCCUUGCCUCAAAAAAUAAGGUGGGACCUGUUUAUGUGUCUUCCACUUGAGCGCCAAACACCCUGUUGCAGAUGUUUAGCGGAUUGUGUUCUGGGUAUCAAAUAGAAUUAAAAAAAAAAACUUAGAUGUAA
This is a messenger RNA of Cricetulus griseus (Chinese hamster), 3123 nucleotides long. The record is from RefSeq and is a predicted model, not a curated record. Lineage: Eukaryota; Metazoa; Chordata; Mammalia; Rodentia; Cricetidae.